UAAGCUAACUGAUUUGACUAACAUGCAAUGCUGACCCAAGUUUCCAAGUUGCAUUAGUUUAUUUAUCGAACAUCUCUUGAACCAUUUAAAAAAUCGAGAAGCAGAAGGACAAGAAUAAUAAAUAUUUACCAGCACUAGACUAAUUUAAUUCAAAAAUAGGAAUGAAGGGAAACCGAAAUCCCAAUGUCGCGGGUUAGUCACUGAAGUGCUGCGACGACACGCGAACUUGCAUAUGCACAUCAUCGACAUCAAGGUUGAGUACAAAAUGGUUGAUCACAUCGACACUGAAGGUGCGCCAAGAUAAUGAAAGCCCAUCGAGAAACUGAAAUAAUGAGCAACCCAAGUUCAUUCUGGACCCCCCGUAAAAGUUUUUUAACCAUCAUCGCAGUUGCAGUGUUUGUCUGUCUUUACACCGUAAUCCUAAGUGAUUACAACGUACACACAACUGUUUUUCCAGUAUCCCCCCGCCUUGAAAAGCUGCACUAUAGUACUCAGGCUGGAGGAGCUGCUAAUAAUACGUUCAGUACAACAACGGUGUCUCAUACACGUCAACCACCACCUCAGCCACUUAAUUCUGUCACGGAUAAGUCUUAUUAUCCCAAAAUCGGCCAGAUUCACCCACCGGCAGUGUUAAUGCGGCCAAAAGGAGGCACCGGAAACCAAUUAUUCCAGUAUGCCUGCCAUUACAACAUCGCUCGAAAGCAUAACUGGCCCCUCUACGUUAUGCUACCCAGAGAAUAUUCUAGAGGUAUGUCCAACAGAACUUGGGCGACCCUCCAACGAGAGUUUGCUCUCGACCAGUUCCACAUUCCUCUGCACGACUGGAACAUAGUGAACGAAUCUUGGAACACAACUGGCGGUCAUGCCGUUACAGAUUUUGAAAUGCUCCAGGGAGAUUAUCCACUGGACAAAGUCAUUCAACAAGGUGGAGACGACUAUUGUCAAUCAGAGGCAUUUUUCUCGUCAUACAGGGAUGAGCUAUUGGAAUACUUUGUCCAGAAGAUUGAAAUUGAUCCUAUCAAGGACUGGAUAAAGAAAAUUGAUGAAGCGGAAGAAUCAGUUGGGGUCCACGUGCGUCGUGGGGAUUUCCUUCCAAUUGGCGUAUCCAUUCCCUUGAGCUUCCAUCGAAACUCGAUGAACCGAAUUGUGGAAAGACUGAGAGGAAGAAAAGUGGCGUUUUUCCUAUUUUCUGAUGACAUUGAGUACGUCGAGAAGAACUUGUUCUCCGAGCAGAAUGAUUUUCCUAGACGAUUUGAAGUGUAUCAUGUAACGGAUCCCAAACAACCAAAUAGUUUGCAAGACUUGUUUCUCAUGUCAAGAUGUAAACAUCAGAUUAUUGCGGAUAGCUCAUUUUCAUGGUGGGGGGCGUAUCUCAACAGAAACACUCAAAAAAUAGUAUACGCCGCCCAUCAUCCCUCAAGUUCGAUUGAGAAGAUGUACCCAAAGUGGUCAAGGGCUAUGUAUACCUGGGAAUAUAAAUAUCUUUAUUAUCCAUCCAGUUGGAUUGCGGCUGACCCCAAGUUAGAUGAUAUAGAUUCCGAUGUUAAUGAAAUACAAUUAAAUAAAUUGAAGAAAAAAUUGACUCCGAGGACACAUACUUAAAGUUUAAAAUGACUGAUUGAUUAAAUUGGCAAAGUAUAUUUUUGUUUACCAUUCGAUAAUAUUUUUUCCCCAGAUUAACUACAUAAAAAUAAAUCUUUACUCGAGAUGAAACUUAUUAGCAUUUCAGAGCUACAUAUGUAUUAUUUGCAUUGCAAUUAUUCUUAUAGCAUUGGCAGAAUAUACAUAUAAAUACUUACAUUAAAUUUACCUAAAACUUGAUCUGGCUACAGCCGUCUCUAUUAUUUUGUGUGUAUGUCAAUCAUAAUUAAAAUACACAAUGCUUAAAGAUAAAUGUACAUAACUUCCUAAAUUCUUGCAUUUUCAGAGCAGAAGUCAAACUACACGAUUCUAUCGGAUUGGUUAGUUUUCACUGAUGGAAUAGCAAAAUAAAUGGAGCCCCAUGUGGACAAAAGCAGCUGAAUAUCAUAAUCUCAUGAAACACUCAAUCAAAUCAUGCAAUGAUGGAGGAAGUGGAAAUUCCAACCAUUUAUUUCUCUCCACCUAAACACACGACCCGUCGAGGUGGUCAACCCCACAGUCGUGACUUUUGGAAUAAAUUUUCCAAAUCUCAAGGAGCUACAACGGCAGUGCUAAAUUUCCGUAAAGUGUUGUUCCACAAACUCUGUGAUGACACAACAACCCACGGAGCGGGGGAUAAGGUGGGUGAGGCUCAAAGUGACCACAUGCACCAACACCAAAGUCAUCCUCGCCCUCCUUCCGCUGUUAUCAAGCCUCGUCAGAAGAAGAACCACAGAUCAAAUGCCAAGCUAAAGUUACCUUUCAAGUGGCAUCAAGUGUUGCUCCUCAUCGGCCUCCUGGCCCUCAGCUUGUUUUGUCAAGUCUCUGAAGAGUGUCCGGUGGUUUGCGAGUGCAAGUGGAAGAGUGGAAAGGAAAGUGUCAUUUGCGCAAAUGCAAAGACAAAGUUAACUGCUAUACCAAGUGGUCUUGAGCCUGGAACUCAGCUUCUUGACCUCUCAAGAAACAACAUCCAAAUUUUGCAGUCAAAAGUCUUUCAAACCCGCAACCUACUGAAUCUCCAAAAAAUAUUUUUGUCAGAGUGCAAUCUCAAGACUUUAGAAAAGAAUGUGUUUUAUAAACUGAAUAAUUUAGUGGAAUUGAACUUGAGCUCUAAUAAAUUGGAGGCAAUCCCCACUCACACCUUUGAGCAGAUACCAGAGAUAAGAGAGUUGAAAAUGAACUCGAAUCCAGUGACUCGUAUUUCAAACAACGCUUUCUCUACGCUGACACGUCUCGUGAGACUGGAAUUGUCAAGAUGUCGAAUUCGUUUUGUGGACUCGUAUGCCUUCAGAGGGUUAAUCUCACUUGAAUGGCUUAAACUCGACAACAAUCGGUUACUCACGAUUCAAGCAGUCUCAUUCUCAUUUUUGAGAAAUCUUCAAACAUUAAACUUGUCCGAUAACCCAUGGAACUGCACUUGCUCUUUACAACCACUGCGUGAUUGGAUGUCAAAAAAUAACAUCCCCUACAGUGAUCCACCCGUGUGUUCAUCCCCAUCAAGAUUAGUGGGAAAAUCUUGGAAUCAGCUACAGCGAGAGGAUUUUGCCUGUGUCCCAAAAGUACAAAACUCGGUUCUGGCAGAAACUGGAGAGUUGACAAAGGCCAUCGAAGGGGAAAAUGCCACACUCGUUUGUCGCUUGCAAGCCACUGCUGACACUCAAGUGCGAUGGAUUGCGGGUAGCAGGCCGAUUUCGAGCAGCAGCUCAUCUCGCUACUCUCUCUCAGAGUCCUUCCUCCCUGACGAUGGGGAGAAAGUAAUUCAUACGCAACAUCAACCUCUCACAACGUCAACUUCUUUCUCCGGAGCCAAACAGAGUCUGGGGACAAAAACAUCCAGAUUGACAGUAAUCAAAACAAAAUUACAAAACUCGGGUACGUACAGUUGCCGUGCUGAAACUAGGGCAGGGUCCGUGUCAGCCAAUUUUACCCUCCAAGUCAUGCAGCUUAAUGCAGAACAACAUUCUGGUCGCUUUCUCUUGUAUGGAACAACGGUGGCAGCAAUUUUGACACUCAUAAUUUGUAUUGCAAUAUUGUGCGUCGUGUUUUUCUGUGGAAAACGAAAAUGCAGCAUUUCGGCUGAGGAUAAAACGGAGCAUGUAUCGCAGAAUGGGCGAAUUUCGUCACAAAAUGGCCACUGUCUGCAAUCUCGGAAUGGUGGGACAAACGUUCCACUAUUACAAAAUCAUAACAGGAGUUCUCCCAGCUCGAAUGGUACUCCUAAGCAUCGCCCCUUAAACAACAUCGGCAAUGGACUUUUACGCAAUUUUAAUAUUGCAAAGAAGCCAGAUAUUGAAAUGACCAGGCCGCCAGUCCCUAUUAACAAUAUCCCACCAAACAGAGGUUUACUAAAUCCACAAUAUAAAGCUCUGCCCACACAGGAUGACUCUCGUGAUGUCAAUCUUGACCAUGACUCCUCUUCCGACUUGGAAGACAACGAGAUUAAAAAUGAGCCUGAUUUCUCCACUUGUAAUAACAGAAAUUCCAAAGUGUUUGUAGUGGACAUUCCAGAACCUUUAAAUCCCUCCACCUCCGUGUCUGUGAGCGCUACAUCGGAAAAUAAAUUUCCUGACCUGAUCAAUGAAGAAAGUUCGUCCAAUCGCCAUAAAAAUGUUGACAAUAGUCAAGCAGCUGUGGGAUCACCUCCAGAAAUGACGAGCACUGCAAAAUCAUCUCCUUGUUCAUCCGAAGAACAUGUCCAACCGGUGCAAACAGUAAACUCGCAUCGGCGUCCCAACUCGGAGAGCUUGUCCCAACCACCCCAGUCACACGGCCUCUCAUCCCCCCUAAAAUUGCAGUCAAAUGAACCCACCGACAACACCCCACCACCGCAAUCAGUCAGAAUUUGCAAUUCCUCCGCAACACCCAUUCCAAAAAACAGCACUUCUAACUCAAACGCCAAGUCCAAGAACGAGUAUCCAUAUGCGUCCACCUACCAAACAGCACCUUCAACUCCACCGACCUACACCAAAUUUACCUUCACACAAAAACCAGCACCACUCAUCCCAGCCCCACGCCAUCAAAGGACCUCCUCAUUUUCAUCCAGUGAAACGCACACCGAAUCUCGCCCAACUGGUCAAAAUCCAAAUCACAUUUCCUACUACAGACUGUCCAGUAAUUGUGGUCAGCAGCUCCCCCAACGACGAGGACCCCCAUUUCAGCGACGAAGUGAGCCCACGUCGCCCAUCCACCAUCCCGCCCCACAACCGUACCACCAUCAGUAUCAUCGUCACCACCACCUACAUUAUCAGAACCAGGGCUCAGAUCCAGGCCUGAUUAAUCAUCAAGCCUUUGUCGGCCAGUCUCAAGAGUAUGAUUAUCACGCUGCACAGCUUGCCGCAUUUUUGGAAGAAUAUCGCCUGCUUCAAAUGGAACUCAUGAGGAUGAGCGCCUCCCUGACGGAAAUGGACUCGGCACCCGUAACCGGAGGAAAUAAUACCAACUCCAACAUUAACUUAAACUCAGUAGACAACAAUCCGAUGAUACACCUGCACCAGCAGCAAAGACUGGCGUCAUCAUCCAACAAUGCCAAUAAUUUUGCGGACUUUCACCCUAAUCAACAACAACAGUUCAAAUCCAUCCUAAAAAGUUCUGCCCCAAAUAACAACUACUUGGUGUAAACUUCAUCCAGUCAUUUAUUAGCGUAAAACUAUUAUUCUAUUCUGUGCAUAAAAGAGAUCUGAAGAAAUUACAUUUUUGUACAUAUAAUGUGUAUUCAAUAAAUGCAUAAGGAACAGCUUGUUGCUGCUCCAAAUACUUUAGCUAAUUAAUUAAUACCAGUAAUGGGAAAACAAUAAAGU
Messenger RNA from Folsomia candida, 5417 nucleotides. RefSeq lists its product as uncharacterized. The coding region runs from base 2061 to 5237 and encodes 1058 amino acids. Gene Ontology annotation, molecular function: protein binding. Lineage: Eukaryota; Metazoa; Arthropoda; Collembola; Entomobryomorpha; Isotomidae. The record is from RefSeq and is a predicted model, not a curated record. The transcript has 11 exons.